Messenger RNA from Microthlaspi erraticum, 648 nucleotides. Lineage: Eukaryota; Viridiplantae; Streptophyta; Magnoliopsida; Brassicales; Brassicaceae. The record is from the annotation of a GenBank genome assembly.
AUGAGUUCGCAUGGUGAGGAAAUCGAAGAAGAAGAACAAAUAUCAAGAACUGAAAAGGGCAUAGGAUCAAGAACUGAAAAAGGCACAGGCAAAAAUUGCCAUGGAGGAAUUGAGACAGUCAUUUGUACUUCUCCUAGCAUUGUUUGCCUUACCCAAAAGUUGAUAGCAGAGAUGAUCGGGACAUAUUUCGUAGUGUUUUCGGGAUGUGGAGUGGUGGUAGUGAAUGUGUUGUAUGGUGGUACAGUGACGUUUCCGGGAGUAUGUGUAACUUGGGGUCUCAUUGUUAUGGUCAUGAUUUACUCUACCGGUCACAUCUCCGGUGCACAUUUUAAUCCAGCCGUCACCUUCACUUUCGCAAUUUUCCGGCGAUUUCCUUGGUAUCAGGUACCAUUGUACAUUGGUGCACAACUUGCCGGGUCGUUACUAGGGAGUUUGACACUGAGACUAAUGUUCAAAGUCACACCGCAAGCUUACUUCGGAACAACUCCGGCUGAUUCGGCCGUACGAGCGCUCGUUGCAGAAAUCAUUAUCUCAUUCCUCCUCAUGUUUGUUAUCUCCGGCGUCUCCACCGAUAGUCGUGCGGUCGGAGAAUUAGCUGGAAUUGCGGUUGGAAUGACUAUAAUGUUGAACGUCUUCGUGGCCGGGUAA